GAUUUGCCGAACAGUCAGCGCAAAAUGUAUCGGAAACUCACUGGAGUAUUGGCCCUAUUGGGCUUCCUUUCCCUAUCUGGAGGAUAUAGAGUAAUAUCCAAUGUUAUGGACGGAGUGCCUGAAUUCGUAAACAUAAAUCCAGCGCCAUUCGUCAAAAUCGGCAAUGGGUACUAUUAUAUUGAGAAUAAACUGCGAAAGAACUGGUUUGAUGCCUAUGAGUCGUGUAGCCGGAUGGGAGCUGCAUUAAUCUCAUUCGAGACUAUCGAGGAAUGGAAUUUGAUCAAUAAGUACUUAAAGGAUGAGAAAAUUGACUAUUUUUACUGGACCUCAGGGACUGACCUUGCGAAACAGGGCAAACAUGUUUGGCUUUCAACUGGGAACCCCAUAGCAUUGGACAUCUGGCAUCCAUCCCAGCCUGAUAAUAUAGAGGGGGUUGAGCACUGCGACGAAAUG
Drosophila pseudoobscura is the source of this 453-nucleotide messenger RNA. Its product is annotated as C-type lectin 37Da-like. The annotation marks the transcript as partial. NCBI's taxonomy places the organism in Eukaryota, Metazoa, Arthropoda, Insecta, Diptera, Drosophilidae. The record is from RefSeq and is a predicted model, not a curated record. Gene Ontology annotation, molecular function: signaling receptor activity. The transcript is spliced from 2 exons.